This is a messenger RNA of Plasmodium inui San Antonio 1, 750 nucleotides long. RefSeq lists its product as hypothetical. The record is from RefSeq and is a predicted model, not a curated record. Bases 1 to 750 code for a protein of 249 amino acids. The transcript is spliced from 2 exons. Lineage: Eukaryota; Apicomplexa; Aconoidasida; Haemosporida; Plasmodiidae.
AUGAUAAAGGUUGGGUACCUCCUAACCUGGGGAAAGACCCUCCUUUUUGUCUUGACAACACUUUUGCUUCUCCUGUACGACGUGAAGAUAGUCAUCUUAUCUGAGGGGAGAAGCUUGAAGGGGUACCACCACCCCGCAGUUGGUUCGUGUCUCGUCACCCCGCUGCGGCAUCCUUCCGAACAUCGGUUUGAAGCUCGACGUAGAAGCAUCGGGUGGAGAGGCGAACGAAGAACCCCCCUGUUAAAAAUCCCUGAGCUUCACCCUCCCAGGGGAAAAAAAGAAAUCAACGUUGCAAUCUUGAAGCGGUCACCUCUGCCAAGUGGAUCCAUUUUGCUGAACUGGAAGGAAGGUGUAAAAAAAUUAGUGACCACGUGGGGGCUGCUUCAGACAAAAGGAGAAGACAGCGAAGAAGUGCACCCCUUGAAGAACUGCCGGUGGGAAAUCACGACGUUCAAUUUUUUGAUGCAAAAGAGGAGCUCCUUUUUCCUUCACAUCCACGAAAAUGGAGCAGUGAAGAUGUCUAACCAUUUGGAAGGGACGUGGUUCUACAGUAACUAUCACUUAACUUGGACCAUCGAGCAUCCGGAUCGGCGUGUGUACUACACGGCAGAGCUCCUCUGGAAUGGCGACAAAAGCAAACUGGUCAAGGGCAUCAUCUAUGAGGAGCAGAAACGACGGCGCUUCUUCCUGCCCGCGUACUUUUUCAGGAAAAUCCUCGGGUCGUUCGAAGGACGCGUCUCCAGGGAAUAG